ACACAUUCAAACACCUCCUCGAUCGCCUCCUCCACCGGCCAAAAAACCUAGCCGCCGCAACCGCCACUGCAACCAUGGGUGCCUGCGCAACCAAGCCCAAGACGCUUGAGGGGCAGGCCCCAGCUGAGGCCAACAUCUCCACACCCAAGGUUGCACCCGAGACCACUACCGUCCCCACUGAGGUUGCGGCUGAACAGGUAGUUGAGAAGGUGGUGGAGGAGGACAAGGAGGAGGAGCCGGCGGCAACGGCGGCGGAGCAAAAGCUGCCAGCGACUGCCGAGCCCGAGCAGAAGGCUGAUGAGGUGAUCACUCCAGAGGCGGCGGUCGUCGCCGAGCCCGAGAACAAGGAGGAGGAGGAAGAAGCUGUGGAGAAGACUGUCGUCGAGGAGGAGAAGCCAUCAGCCCCUGCAGAGGAAAAGAUUGCCACCGGUGAGGUGAUGGCCGAGCCCACGGUGGAGGUGAUCAAGAAGGACGCUGAGGAGGAGGAGAAGGAGACGGAUAAAGAGAUAGAGAAGCCAACACAAAGCUGAUCGUCCAUGCAUGCAUGUCAAUUGGUUGAUGGCUGAUGAUCGUUGUGCGAGCAAAGCUAAGGGGCCACUUGAAUUCUCUAGAGUUGGCAUGCAUAUACAUGUAUAGGUCGGGAGAGAGAGUCGGCCACCAUGUAACAAACCUUUGAUGUCUCCCAUUUUUCCUCCACGGGGUUCUUAUAAAACAAUAUUCUUGGGCCUAUUGAAUGCUGAUUCCGUUAUGAAUCGCCUGCUA
Molecule: messenger RNA, 762 nt
Organism: Sorghum bicolor (sorghum)
Lineage: Eukaryota; Viridiplantae; Streptophyta; Magnoliopsida; Poales; Poaceae
Product: cytochrome c1
Exons: 2
Coding region: 75-530 (151 amino acids)
Source: RefSeq, a predicted model, not a curated record